AGCGUGACAUCCUUGAUAAAGGAAUGAUGAGCUGGGACUGUAGCUGCAGACAAGUGACGCUCAGAAGCCAAAAGCUUCUGUAAGUACCAGGUCAGCACAAGAUCCAAGCCAAAGCAAUGGCAUUGUCCCUGGAAGAAUUCAUCCACUCCCUUGACCUCAGGACCCUCCCCAGGGUCCUAGAAAUCCAGUCAGGCUUCUAUUUUGAAGGUUCUGUUUAUGAAAUGUUUGGAAAUGAAUGCUGUUUGUCAACAGGAGAAGUGAUUAAAAUUACUGACCUCAAAAUUAAGAAAAUCAUGGCUGAAAUUUGUGGGCACGUUGAAGGUUGUGUGUCUCCACAAUCAUUUGAACUGCCUAUGAAUUUUCCAGGUCUUUUUAAGAUUGUGGCUGAUACAACUCCAUACCUCACUAUGGAAGAGAUUACAAAAGCCAACCAUAUUAGACCAAGUAGACUGAAUCAUCCUUGCUUCUAUCAUCAGAAGGAUAUAAAACUAGAGAAUCUCAUCAUAAAGCAAGGUGAGCGAAUCAUGCUCAACUCAGUGGAAGAGAUCAAUGGAGAAAUAAUGGUAGACUGUAGUGUGCUAAGGAAUCAUCAAAAUCACUCAUUUGCUUUGCCUUUGUCACAAGAAGGAGAGUUCUAUGAGUGUGAAGAUGAACAUAUUUAUACCCUAAAGGAAAUUAUCCAAUGGAAGAUCCCCAAGAACAGAACACGAACUGUGAUACUUACAGGUUUUUCAGCUAAGUGGGACUCAACAAAUCCAUUCCCUAGAGGCUUUUAUGGAGCUGUUAUUCUCAAGCCUGUUUAUGAAAUUCAAGGUGUAAUGAAAUUCCGAAAGGAUAUAGUCCGUAUCCUCCCCAGUUUAGAUGUUGAAGUCAAAGACAUUACCGACAGCUAUGAUGCCAACUGGUUUCUUCAGGUGUUAUCUACACAAGAUCUUUAUGAAAUGGCCAAUAAAGAGUUCCCCAUAGUAGCUGAAGUCAUAGAAGCACCCCAAGGAAACCAGCUACCCAUAAGCAUUUUACAGCCUGGGAAAACCAUUGUGAUCCACAAAAAGUGCCAGGCAUCAAAGAUCUUGGCUUCAGAAAUUAGAAGCAAUUCCUCUAAAAGACACUUCUUGAUCCCCGCUAGCUAUAAAGGCAAAUUCAAGCGGCGACCUCGAGAGUUCCCAACCCCCUAUGACCUUAAGAUAGCAAAGAGUGAAAAGGAGCCUCUGCAUGUGGUGGCCACCAAAGCCUUUCAUUCCCCCUUUGAGGAGCUGUCAUCUGUCUCUGUCGGGGAUGAGUUUCUAGUGCAUCACUCACAGACAACUGAAGUCUUCUGUGAAGGAAUUAAAAAAGUGAUGGAUGUUCUGGUUUGUGAAAAAAUCCUCAAAAAUUCCCAUGAGGCAGCACUGCUCCCUUUGUACAUGGAUGGAGGAUUUGUAGAGGUGAUCCAUGAUAAGAAACUGUACCAGAUUUCUGAGCUUUGUGCACAGUUCCACCUGCCCUUCAAUGUGAAGGUGUCUGUGAGAGAUCUUUUUAUUGAAAAAGACAUUUUGGCUGCUACACCAGGACUACAGUUGGAGGAAUCUAUCACUAACUCUUAUCUACUCAUAAGUGAUUUUGCCAACCCCAAGGAGUGCUGGGAAAUUCCUGUUGGCCGUGUGAAUAUGACUGUUCAGUUAGUUAAUAAUUUUUCUGGGGAUACAGGAUCAUUUCUAGUCAGUACUCUGGUCGAAGAGAUCACUGAAGAACAGUAUUACCUGAUACGGAGAUAUGAAAGCUCCUUCUUGCACCCCCCACCUCGCCCUCCGAAACAUCCCUCAGUGGAGAAAAUAGAGUUAACUUCGCUAAGCCUAGCAAAAGAAAAGACAGUGGAUCUGCCUAAGUCUCCCAAGAGUGUCCACGUAGACAGAUCCAAGAAACUGUACUCAAAUCAAGCUGGUCUGGACUCAAAAGUACGAGCUGGUUGUCAAAAUGAUUUGGCUGAUCUGGAGAAAGAGAAGAGAAAGACUGAGGCAACUUCAGUAACAGAAAUCUUCAAAACUGAAGAACAUCAAAAAUAAUGAGAUGUGACAGAAGCCACUUGGGCAGUGAACAUAAAUGUUGCAAUGUAAAAGCAAGCCUAGCCUUCUAGCUGAAAAAUAGCCCCAAAAGGAGUCUGGACCAUUGCAAAGGCAAAGACAACAUUAAAAGUUUUAACAGAUAAAACUUAAAGAGAAACCUAGGAUAUAAAGUUCACAGUCUAUACUGUUGUGCCAAAAUCUACAUGUAUUUUUUUGUUGUUGUUGUUUCUUGGGACAUGUUUGUUUAAUGUGCACAUUUUUUUGUGAUUUCUAUUCCCACUACUGACAAUUAAGCAAUUGAAAAUUACUUUUGUACUUUAGUUUCUUAGUGAAAAAUUUUAAAAUAGAAUAAAAGCUCACCAAAUAACUUCACUUUCCUUAGAAUUUGUUUUUCCAUUUUUUUAAGUGUUAUCAUCAUUAUUGUUAAAAAUAACAAAAAAUAAUUAUAUGAGAGUGAUCUAAAAUAACCAGGUUUCAAGUCACUGUAUGGCAAAACCAGGACAAUAUUGUAAAGUAAAAUAAAUAAAUUAAUUAAUUAAAAAUAAAUAAAUUAAAAAAAAUUUUAAAUAAAUAAAAAAAUAAAAUAACCAGGUUUCUUAUGUGAUUCCCUUGGAGCUGUGGAAAUAAGUUUGACUUCACAUUUUCAUUUAGUUUUAGAAAUACGUAGCGAAAAGUGUGUUUGACACUUAACAGUCAAAACACUGUGAAUUACAGGAAGUUCCCAUAACUUUUCCCUCUGUGCCUUAAUAACCAGAGUUCAUUACUGCAAUAUCACCAAAGAUCUGAUAAUAUGCUUUAUUAAUUUAUGUAGUGUACACAUAAAUGUUUAUUAGGAUUGUAUGGAAGCCAUUUCCUUUAUAUAUCAUUUAUGUAUUAAGUAUACAGGGACAACAUUAUUUUGCCUCUAACAAAAUGGCAUGACAGAGAAUUAUACAGGAAUUAUGCAUGUGUGCUGUUUUGUUCAAUUCUUGUGACCCCAUGGACUAUAGCCCUCCAGGCUCCUCUGCCAUGGAAUUUUCCAAGCAAGAAUUUUCCUGGGGUGGUUUGCCAUUUACUCCUCCAGUGGAGCUUCCCAACCCAGGAAUCAAACCUGUGUCUCCUGUAUCUCCUGCAUUGGCAGGCGGAUUCUUUACCACUGAGCCACCUGGGAAGCCAUACAGGUAUUAUACAGGAAUUUAAUGGCCCACUUUGGACUUGGUUCAUAGGUAGUGCUGUAUACAAAAAUAUAGGCAAUCUCAUAUCUCCUAAUUAUUUUAUAUUAUGUAUAGGAAUUAUUCACUCUUUUAGUACUAGUUUAUGAAGACAAAUCAUGAAACAACUUUUUAACAGAAAAAAAUUACAAUGAGAAAUUUUCAUAAAUGCUUAUAUUCUUUCUUAACUUGCUUCUCUGUACCUUUUUUUUCUUCCUUUUUGAGUGGAAAUGGACUCUGAUUUCCAGUACCCUAAGGAUUAUUGGGUAUGAUUUGAUAUGAUUUGAUAUGGUAAUAUAUUGUUAUUUAUGAUUUCUGAAAUUUUCUGAUGUUUCACUUUUAUGUAUUUUCAUUGUUUGUGCCCAUAAAAACAAGAACUUUUAAAAGAUUAUGUCCCCACGUUUGAUUAUUGAAGUCUACUGAGAAUCCUUUCUCAACAACUUUGGCAAAUUCUUGAAACUCACACAGGCCAGUUUGUUAAUUUUCAAAUAAUAAUGGUUAGUAUUUUUAUACGUUAUAUGAGAACAAUUAGUCUGUACUUUUAGUAAGUACAAUUCUUUGAUUAGAUUUUCAAGAGAAUGCAUGUCUUAGUUCAGUUGUAAAUCGUCAAGAGCUGUCUAGUGUGAAUCAUAUAUAAGGUUUCUAAUAAUGCAAGUCCUUUUAUGUACUGUGUUUCUGGCUUCCUUGAAUUUGAAAGAUAUAAUAUACUUCAUGAUCACCUAUGGAAGAUUUUGGAAGACUGAAAAUAAAUUUUGUUUUGCA
Messenger RNA from Capra hircus (goat), 3994 nucleotides. RefSeq names its product thymocyte selection associated (gene THEMIS). NCBI's taxonomy places the organism in Eukaryota, Metazoa, Chordata, Mammalia, Artiodactyla, Bovidae. The transcript is spliced from 6 exons. The record is from RefSeq and is a predicted model, not a curated record. Bases 117 to 2042 code for a protein of 641 amino acids. Gene Ontology annotation, biological process: T cell receptor signaling pathway.